AUGUUGAAUGUUUACAUGUUCACAUAUACAAACGUAUGGUUACAACUACCUGAUAUAUAUAAAUGUAUAUGUCCAUCAAGCUUUAUUCACAUUUCAAUAAUGAAACUCAUCUUAUUACUUGUACUAACUAUUUUGUUACUGUUCAAUGUAACUGAAUCAAAAUCGAGUCAACAGGAACUAAUUAUUGAAAGUGUCAAAUUAUGGAAUUCAAUUAAAGAACUUUGGAAGAGGUUUGAACAUAAGUGUCAAGAGAAAAUUCGAAAAUAUCUUGAGGAAGAUGAUUUAGGUGAAAAAAUAGCCGCUGUUUUACAAAUUUAUGUCAAGCGUUUAAACAGGCGUUUAGAUAUGCGUUUAUCAAUAGACAGACAAGAAUAA
Schistosoma guineensis is the source of this 375-nucleotide messenger RNA. The record is from the annotation of a GenBank genome assembly. Lineage: Eukaryota; Metazoa; Platyhelminthes; Trematoda; Strigeidida; Schistosomatidae.